This is a messenger RNA of Aspergillus eucalypticola CBS 122712, 2793 nucleotides long. RefSeq names its product PLP-dependent transferase. Gene Ontology annotation, biological process: amino acid metabolic process; DNA-templated transcription. The record is from RefSeq and is a predicted model, not a curated record. Bases 1 to 2793 code for a protein of 930 amino acids. The transcript has 6 exons. Gene Ontology annotation, cellular component: nucleus. Gene Ontology annotation, molecular function: DNA binding; zinc ion binding; lyase activity. NCBI's taxonomy places the organism in Eukaryota, Fungi, Ascomycota, Eurotiomycetes, Eurotiales, Aspergillaceae.
AUGAUCGUCAAACUCACCCAACCAUACAGCUUCCUGGAUGACUACAGCGAGGGUGCUCAUCCACGCCUACUGCAGUCCCUCCUCCUCACCAACGCCACACAACAAACCGGUUACGGCACCGAUGAGUACACACACGAAGCUCGUCAAUUAAUUUACUCUCAAAUACAAGCCACCGACGAUGAAGUCGCCAUCCACUUUGUCCCCAGUGGAACGGCCGCCAAUCUCAUCUCUAUUGCCAGCUGUCUGCGGCCGUAUGAAGCCGUUCUGGCUGUAGAAACCGGACACAUCCUGGACAAAGAAGCCGGAGCCAUCGAAGCCACCGGUCACAAAGUCAUCCCCGUGCCCGGGGUCCGGGGGAAAAUGACCCCUGAGAAUCUCGAGCGGGUCUUGGAUCGCAAUACCUUUUUCCCGCACAUGGCCAAGCCGCGGCUGGUGUACAUCUCCAAUGCGACGGAGGUGGGCACGAUCUACACGCGGAGUGAGCUGCGGCGGCUGUCGGAGACGUGUCGACGGCGGGAUUUACUGCUGCAUGUGGACGGAGCGCGAUUGGGGGUGGCGCUGAGCGCCGAGAUGAAUGAUCUCACCCUGCGCGACAUGGUCGAUUACACGGAUAUCUUCUGGAUCGGUGGCACGAAGAUGGGCGCCUUGCUGGGCGAGGCGGUCGUGGUGCGCAGAAGUCUGGCCGAAGGUUUUGAAUUUAAUAUCAAGCAGCGCGGAGCCUUGCUGGGCAAGUCUCGCGUCAUGGGAGUGCAAUUUGCCGAGUUGUUUCGGGAUGAAUUGUAUUUUGAGCUGGCUAGACAUGCCAAUGCAAUGGCACGGCGCAUUUCGGCGCAGUUUGAGCGCAUGGGAUGGGAGCUGGCGGCCGACACAGAAACCAACCAGGUGUUUGUCGUGGUACCGGAUGCGAUGCUGCAUCGGCUGGCAGAGCGCAUUCGGUUCUACGAGUGGGACAAGCGUGAAACUGGCACGGUGAUUCGCAUUGUGACAUCUUGGGCUACGGAUGAGAUGGCGGUCAAGUGCAUCCACGAUGGCCAUCCUCCCUGCCGUCGCUGCCACCGCCUCAAUCGCGAUACUUGCGUCCUGACCGAUCCGCGCUCUCCCGGUGUGCCAAACACAACGAGGACAACCGCGACCACUCCCACAGCCAGCUCGCCCGCUCUUACGCCGACUCCUCCUCAUUCCGCUAACCCCAUCACUGCUAUCGCCCCGGCCACUCUCAUCGCAGCAUGCGACAUCUAUCGCAAGAAAUUCCCCGUCGUCAACUUCCUCCACUAUCCCUCGCUGAUCGCCGAUCUCUCCCACAAUGCCUCCGCGGUUGAACCCGUUUUUCUUUCAGCUCUACUUUCUCUAUGCGCCCGCUUCAUGCCCGACGCCGCCCUGGCUGCUCCUGAAACCUACGCCGAGUAUGCGCGCUCUCAGCUGGCCCAUCGCGCCUUCGAAGCUCCCUCCCUCUAUCUUGCCCAAUCCCUUGUCAUGAUCUCGCUGUAUGAGUGGGGGUCUGGUCGGCCUUAUCGCGCGUGGAUGUGCAGCGGCAUGGCCACCUACAUGAUCCAAUCCCUCCUCAAGACCGCCGAUGACACCAUGGAACAACAACCCCUUCUCGACCUGCCCGCCCAUCGCAUCACCUACGAACAGCUGGUCCGCACCUACUGGUGCUGCUUCGCGCAGGACUGCGAGCUCAGCUCCGGCGCCCGCCAACACUUUGCCCUCUCCUUCCGCCAGAUCUCCGUGCCCCUCCCCAUCAGCGAUUCCGAUUUCACCUUUGGGAAAGCAACACCGCGCUUGAUGCCGGCGGACAUGAACCGCUCAUCCUCUUUGGCACUGAAUCUAUCCAUCGAUCGGGGAUUGACUAUCGUCACACGGGGCUUUGACAUAUUCGUUCGUAUACUCCGAUUUGCCAAUGAGAGCCGUCGCGGUCGGGCGCAAGGAUCGGCAGGGCUGUCUCUUCGCGCGUGGGAGAUGCUCAAAGCCGAGCUGGACGAGUGGAGGGGGCUUCAGGACGCGACGGUGCGGUAUCCCGAGACCAAUGCGCAGGCGCAUGUGGCCUUGGGGUCGGGGGAGUUGUUCGCUUAUAUCAACCUGGUGUAUUUUAUGAGUAUUCUGUUCCUUUACCGCGACCGCUUCCUCUCCACCCCCAAAUCAUUCAUCGACCAUCAGGAUCCCGCCGACGACGAAGCCAUUGACCACCUCUUCGCGACAGCCCAGCACAUCGGCACUAUACUUGCUGCUCUCGAGGCCUGCGCUACUCCUGUCAUUACCCCUUACGCAGGGUUCAGCGUCUUCGUCGCCGCCCAUAUUAACAUGUAUGGGACUGUCUGUCCGGGCCGGUACCCGGGGGGUCUGGCGCGCGCGCAGGAAGAGAAGAAGAUGAAUCUGGAGUAUCUGGAGCGACUGUGUCGGUUCUGGGAUGUGGGUACGAGCUGGUGGCGAACCCUCCAAGAAGCCAACCGGUUCUAUGAAACUGCCCGAACCACGGCCCAAGGCCCUACAGGCGUUUCCCGUCCGGAGCAUCUCACCCUGGCUGGUACCCUUGAUGAAUACGGCGACAUUCGUGUCUCGCGACCUGAGACAGCGCCCGCUUCACGACGCCGCCCAGGAGUAUCCUCGGAGGGAGUUGGAGUGCGACGCAUGUCGGUGGCCGAGCUGACAGCGCCAGGCGGUAGUGGAAGUAGCGGUGGUAGUGGUGAAUGGGCAGAUGUGGAGGCGGAGAUGUGGCAGUGGCCGUUUCUCGACGAGAAUUGGUCGCUGGGGUUCGACACGGGGUUCGAGUCGGCCUGGCCGGGGUUGAGCUGA